GAAGCUACGUCCCGGAGGUGCGGUGUGGGCCACCGGGCGGGGCCGCGGGAACCGGCGCCCCAUGGAGCUGCUGCUGUCAGACCAACCCCGGGCCCCCAUCAUCACUGCGCCGCGCUCUCAGGCGCCGAGAACUACCGUUCCCGGCAUGCCAUGAACUUGGCCUCGGCGCUGAGGCGGGGUCCGGCCCUCCACCCGCUCCCGCCGCGCGCGAAUCGCGGUCGCGAGCCAUGGAGGAGGAGGCAUCGUCCCCGGGGCUGGGCUGCAGCAAGCCGCACCUGGAGAAGCUGACCCUGGGCAUCACGCGCAUCCUAGAAUCUUCCCCAGGUGUGACUGAGGUGACCAUCAUAGAAAAGCCUCCUGCUGAACGUCAUAUGAUUUCUUCCUGGGAACAAAAGAAUAACUGUGUGAUGCCUGAAGAUGUGAAGAACUUUUACCUGAUGACCAAUGGCUUCCACAUGACAUGGAGUGUGAAGCUGGAUGAGCACAUCAUUCCACUGGGAAGCAUGGCAAUUAACAGCAUCUCAAAACUGACUCAGCUCACCCAGUCUUCCAUGUAUUCACUUCCUAAUGCACCCACUCUGGCAGACCUGGAGGACGAUACACAUGAAGCCAGUGAUGAUCAGCCAGAGAAGCCUCACUUUGACUCUCGCAGUGUGAUAUUUGAGCUGGAUUCAUGCAAUGGCAGUGGGAAAGUUUGCCUUGUCUACAAAAGUGGGAAACCAGCAUUAGCAGAAGACACUGAGAUCUGGUUCCUGGACAGAGCGUUAUACUGGCAUUUUCUCACAGACACCUUUACUGCCUAUUACCGCCUGCUCAUCACCCACCUGGGCCUGCCCCAGUGGCAAUAUGCCUUCACCAGCUAUGGCAUUAGCCCACAGGCCAAGCAAUGGUUCAGCAUGUAUAAACCUAUCACCUACAACACAAACCUGCUCACAGAAGAGACCGACUCCUUUGUGAAUAAGCUAGAUCCCAGCAAAGUGUUUAAGAGCAAGAACAAGAUCGUAAUCCCAAAAAAGAAAGGGCCUGUGCAGCCUGCAGGUGGCCAGAAAGGGCCCUCAGGACCCUCCGGUCCCUCCACUUCCUCCACUUCUAAAUCCUCCUCUGGCUCUGGAAACCCCACCCGGAAGUGAGCACCCCUCCCUCCAACUCCCUACCAGCUCCAGAGUGGUGGUUUCCAUGUACAGAUGACCCUAGGGGUGACCUCCAGUUUUGCGUGUGGACCAUAGGCCUCUUUCUAGUUGAAUGACCAAAAUUGUAAGCCUUUUAGUCCCACCGACAUUAGCCAGGCUCGUAGUGAGGCCUCCACAGCAGGUUGUGCUGUCCCCUGCCUCUAGAAGCAAUGGGGAAUUUAGAAUCUUGUGUAAGUGCCCAAAUAAGUCUAAUGAGUGCUUUCCUCUUCUUCAACACUCAACCCUCAAUCCCUUAGCACUGAUUAGAGAGGUCCCCCAAAGAAACCACUGGUUUUGACCCUUGAAGCAUUAGAACUGCAUCGUUCAUUCAGGAGCCACUAGUCACAUAUGACUAUUUAAAUUUAAAGUAAAUUGUAUGAAAAAUUCAUUUCUUCAAUUGCAUUAGCCACAUUUUGAGUAUUCAUGUGGCUGGUAGAUUCUGUAUUAGCACAAAGAUAUGGAACAUUUCCAUCACCACAGAAAGUUAUGUUGGACAGCACUGCAUUAGAAUAUUUUCAUACUGCUCUUCCUCAAUUAAUUUUUGUUGUUAAAUAAUGUUGAUGUCUUCAUUGGAUGGGUCAUAAUGUUCCAUGAAACCUCUCAAGUACACAAUUGUAUGUUCUUUGUAUCCCUUACCACAAAUAUCUCGCUCUGCUCAUUUCUUUUGUAGCUUCCUAUAAAGUUUGUCUUCCUCACCAGUUUCCAGUGAAGUUUCUUGCUUCCAGUUUUGUGUUAUGAUGUUUGUACACGUUCCACAAUUAUCUUCCUUAUUAACUUUUUAAAGAAGGUGUACUUCUGCUAUACUUUAUUCUUACCAUUUAAAAACAAAAAAUUCCCAAACAUUGUUUUGCACAACUCUUCAUAAAGAAAGAGUUUUAAUGGUGCCAGUCACUGUUAACAGAAGCUUUCCACCUGCUCUGCCUGCCUCUUCACAGCUCUGAGUUGUCCAGUCUCACUUUGCCUGGUCCCUGGCCAUCCUUAGGACAAGCAGUCUCCUGCUUAGAACAGGGUGGGCUUCCAAGAGUUCCUUUGGAAGCAAGUUGCCUGUAAUUCAGAAGUCAUUUUCCCAUUGACAUAUGGGGGAACCUCUAGCCCACAUAUGCUUAAUAUUUGACACAAGAUAAAUCUGACAUACCUACUACAGUUAAUGAAAUUUUUACAGAGAAGGUUGCUCAGAUUUUCAAUUAGGAAUGCCUAUUUAUUUAUUUCCUCCCUCUACAGUCCUGGCUGUGGGCAGAAGCAAGGCCUUCACCCUGCUUCCCAAACAGGGAAAGUGGGGAGUCACCCACCUAGCCCCAAGUUCUUUGGGUGGCUGCAGUUUUUGUACGGAAGUCCCAGAGGUUAGAGAAUUAGGAGUUUUGAGGAAUGAGGUGCAGGGGCAUCUACCAUCUGCACACUUCAGUCCCAGCUGGCUCACUCUCUUUCCUGACUUCUCUCUACCCCGGUGAUUGGCCAGACUUCCUUCCUUUGCACUGUCUACCUGCUAAUCGACCCAGGGUUUCCUUCUUCCAAACCCACUGGGGAACUAAGAGCAGUCCACAGGAUUCUCCACAUGCACUUUUGCUCUGAAACAUGUUUAUUUUGAUUGUUGACAAUAGUGAUAGAUAUUCAUGAGAAAGCGCCUUCGAUAUCUCCUCCACCUACCACUUUCCAUAGCCCCUGAGGAAAACCAAGGUGAAGAGUUAGCCUUCAAGGAUCAGGGCAAGCUCUAACUGGCUGCUUCCCCCAUAUUUGUAAUAGUUCAAAAAGUCUUGAAAUAUCAGCGCUUAAAAGUCUUUGGGAGCAUAAACUGAGCUUCGUAUUAACAGCUUCUUCAUUUGCUUUAAAAUAGCGAGACCUCUUACCUUUUCAAUCCCAAAACUAACCACUUAUAAUUCAGUGUGGUCAUUUAAACGUGUGUGUGUGUGUGUGUGUUUUAACCAUAACAUGACUGUCACAUAUUCUCUAGGAGACAUUUUGGCCCUUUUAAUUGUUUAGGUUAUUAUACUUCAAGGAUUUAUAAAUGUGCAACAAUUCAUGGAGUGGCAGAAAAGGAUAUAGAGAGACCAAGUUGUUGAGGACAAUAGCUGGAGUUUAGUCUUCCAGAAGUAUUUUUCUUGCCAGAAUUGAUCAAAGGAAGAGCCAACGGCACUGGAUAGGAGAUUCUAGCAUUUGGCUGCUUCUCCAAGACAAGCGAGGUUAGAAGGGAGUUGAGAAGUUAUGUCAUCUUCCACUGCAGCAGAUACCCCUUUUUUAGUACUUGGGGAUCCCCCGAAUCACAGCAUUUCUAAAUCAGCCCUGGAUUCCACAAGUGAAGCAGCGGAGGAACCAGGAGGUCAGCGGUGCCACUCAAAUCUGUGGCAAUCAAGUGGGAGUUCUCAAAAGGCUAUCAAAGGAAGGGGGUUAUGAUAAGGAAAGGCUCAAGACCUGCCUCAGAAGGAGUGAGCAGGGAAGAGCAGGACUGACUCCACGCAAUGCAGGAUCCAGUACAAAAUGAAGAUGUGAGGCUUUUGUGCAAACAGCAGGAAAACAUUACCUUUACAGGUACUAAAAUGUAAUGUUUUUCCUUUCUUCCAUAGUGUCUUUCUCAACUUGUUAUGGCUGUGUUUUUUAUUUGCUACUUAAUGCUGUUCUAACUAACUAAAAACUUAAAUGUUAAACUCC
This is a messenger RNA of Pan troglodytes (chimpanzee), 3812 nucleotides long. It is a transcript of the gene TPGS2, whose product is annotated as tubulin polyglutamylase complex subunit 2. Bases 228 to 1130 code for a protein of 300 amino acids. Lineage: Eukaryota; Metazoa; Chordata; Mammalia; Primates; Hominidae. The transcript is spliced from 7 exons. Gene Ontology annotation, biological process: protein polyglutamylation. The record is from RefSeq and is a predicted model, not a curated record.